AUUUUUUUUUUGCUAUUGCAUGGGCUGUGGAAUAGGUUGGUAUUAAGCUGGGCUUUCCUGGAUAGGAUCGUCCCACUUUCGUACAGAGAGAGAGAGAGAACAGUCUUCGGAACAAUUUAGAAACACCAGGAUUCCCCUCCAGUCCAGCGACCCAAAGGCAGUCCAACAACCCAGCGCAGUUCCCACCGCGGCAGGAUUCCCCUCUCAGCACAGAUACAUUCAUGAUCCUGUGAGUGCAUCGAGCGAAGAUGAAGAGCAGGCUUAGCCUAGCGAUUGCUGCUGUCCUCGCAGCUCUAUUUGCCGCCUCGGUAGAAGCUCAAGUGGAGCCUCCUUCACAACUCAGGUUUAAAAUUUUAUCUGAAAGUAAAGUUCAAAUGGCAUGGAGGCGUUCGCCAAACAGAAUUGGAGGCUACAAAUUGACAUUAACAUCUGCAACUGGAGGCCCUGCAAAAGAAAGUGUGUUGCCCCGAGGUGCAAGUAAAACCACAUUUACAGACCUCGUCCCAGACGUAGAAUACAGUGUUAUGUUGGUUGCCUUUGACAGUUCCACUGAGAGUGUCCCAGUCUCUGGAAAGUUCACAAUCCAGUCAGGUCGCACACCAACAAAACUGCCAGAGAAAAAAGAAGAGCUUACACAAAAAUGUUCAGCCAUGGCUGUGGCCGACCUGGUAUUUCUGGUUGAUGGAUCGUGGAGCGUGGGAAGAGCAAAUUUCAGAAAGAUCAGGGAAUUCAUCUACUCCCUUGUAUCUGCAUUUGAGAUCGGAGAUGACAAAACGAAAGUGGGAAUUGUCCAGUACAGUUCAGACACAAGAACAGAAUUCGACCUGAACCAAUACAGCCGGAAGGAGGACCUGCUCAGUGCAAUUACAAAUCUCCCCUACAAAGGGGGAAAUACUAUGACUGGUGAAGCCAUGGAUUAUCUGGUAAAGAACACAUUCAAUGAAGGUGCUGGAGCAAGGAAAUCCUAUCCUAAGAUAGCAGUAAUCAUCACUGAUGGGAAAUCACAGGACCCAGUGACAGAAAGUGCUGAAGCCCUUCGUAGCAGUGGUGUUGAAGUAUUUGUUUUGGGUAUAAAGGGAGCAGAGUUGGAUGAAUUGCAGUUAAUUGGCUCCGCUCCUUUCAAGAAGCAUGUGUUCAAAGUGGCAGAUUUUGACCAGAUUGAAAAUGUGCAGAGUGAGAUAAUUAGCCUGGUAUGCUCUGGUGUUGAGGAACAACUUGGUGAAAUUGUGAGUGGUGAAGAAGUAGUUGAACCUCCUUCCAACAUGCAGGUCUUGGAGACUGCAUCCAAUUACAUGAGGAUCAUUUGGGAUUCAUCACCUGGACGGAUCACCGGCUACAGAAUUCAUCUGAUUCCCAUGGCAGCGGGCAACAAAGAGCAAAUCCUCAAUGUUGAUGCCAACACCAGGACUGUGAUUGCCAAAGACCUCAAUCCAGACACUGAGUACCAGAUUAACUUGUACGCCAUGAGAGAGCUGGCAUCCAGUGAUCCAAUAACACUCAUGGACAAGACACAUCCUUAUGAGGUUACAGUUGAAUGUACCCUGGCUGACAACACGCAAGCUGAUGUUGUCCUAUUGGUCGAUGGCUCCUACAGCAUUGGUUUGAGCAACUUUGCCAAGGUGAGAGAUUUCCUCGAAACCUUAGUCAAGACAUUCAACGUUGGUCGUGACCGUAUCCAGAUUGGUCUGGUUCAGUACAGCCGGAAUUCAUUCACAGAGUUCACUCUCAAUAAACACUCAACACUCCAGGAUGUGGUCCGGGCUAUCCGCACUUUCCCCUACAGGGGUGGCUCCACCAACACGGGCAAGGCCAUGACCUAUGUGAGAGAGAAGGUCUUCGUCCAGAGUAAGGGAGCAAGGAGCAAUGUGCCACGUGUGAUGGUGUUGAUCACGGAUGGCAAGUCUUCUGACACCUUCCAACUACCCGCCAUGAAGCUGCGAGAUGCUGGUGUGGAGAUCUUUGCUGUGGGAGUCAAGGAUGCAGUGUUCAGCGAACUUGUGGCCAUCGCCUCUCCGCCUGAUAACACCCACGUGUACCAAGUGGACGACUUUGAUUCUUUCCAGCGGGUAUCAACAAAGCUCACACAGACACUGUGUCUCAGGAUCGAGGAGGAAACUAAAGCCAUCAGAGCGCGGAGUCUAACUCCAGCUUCGGACCUGAGGACAUCUGAAGUGACUUCCCGUAGUUUCCGAGUGAGCUGGGCAGCAGCUAGCCCAGAUGUGCUGUCGUAUCUACUGAGUUAUAACGUGGAAGCGGGUGGUUAUCCAGUGUCCAUUCGGAUUCCCGCAGACCAAACAACCAGAGUCCUGACCGACCUACUGCCAGAGACCACCUACCUAGUCGAUGUGGUCGCAGAGUACGCGGAAGGUCCAAGUUCACCAGUGGAUGGAAAAGACACCACCCUUGAAGAAAUUGGAUCACCAAGCAACUUGGAGGUUUUUGACGAAACUAUAGAUAGUUUCACGGUCCGCUGGUUACCGGCUCCUGGUAACGUCCUUCAAUAUAGAUUGGAGUACACUCCUGUACUUGGUGGGGAGACAAGAGAAACAAUGGUUGAUGGGAGAACGACACAAACGAUCCUUCAGUAUCUACUGCCAGACACCAAGUAUUCAGUGAAAAUUCUGGCUCAAUAUCAGACGCUGGUUGGUGAACCAUUGAUUGGAGAAGGCACCACAAAAGAAGAACGUGGUUCUCCUCGCGAUCUCGUGACAGCCAAUGUCACGCCGACUUCAAUCGAUGCUUCAUGGACACCAGCUCCAGGGAAUGUACAGAGUUACCGCAUCACCUGGAAGUCACAUUUCGGCGACGAUAAAGGAGAAAAGUUGGUCUCUGCAUCCACUCCCUACACAACAUUGGAUAAUCUGCUGCCAGAAACCAGAUAUCAGAUCCUUGUCUAUGCUGGUUACCGCAGUGGUGAAGGAGAUUCACUUGAAGAAGAGGAGAUCACUGAUGCUACUCCAGAGGCCAAGAGAUUGCGCACAACAGAUGAAACAAUUAACAAUUUUCGAGUGAGCUGGACUCCAGCCCCCGGCAAGGUGAUGCACUAUCGACUCACUUACAGACCUGCACUUGGAGGAAGAGCCCUAAUCACCAAGGUCCCCCCUCAUCUGACCAGCACUGUCCUACGACGGCUCAAUCCCCAGACAACGUACAAUGUCUCUGUUGUUCCGAUGUACAGGAAAGGAGAAGGAAAAUUAAGAUUGGGGCAAGGAACAACAGCCUCACGAUACAUACCUCCCCAAAACUUACAGACGUCUGAUGCCGCAAGAACAAGCUUCAGAGUGACAUGGGAGCCUUCUCCAGGGGAGGUAAAAGGAUAUAAAGUCAUCUACCAUCCAAGGGGAAGAGAAGAACAAUUGGGAGAAUUGGUAGUUGGACCGUAUGACACAACUGUGGUCCUCGAGGAGUUGAGGGCUGGCACCACCUACAACGUAGCAGUUUCUGGAAUGUUUGAUGGUGGUGAAAGUUUGCCAUUAUUGGGGGAGGAACAAACAACACUCUCUGAUGAGGGUUUAAUUGUGCCUUUCGAUGCAUCAGGGCUGCAGUGUACCACAACAGCGGCUGCAGAUAUCGUGCUGCUUGUGGAUGGCUCGUGGAGUAUCGGGCGAUUAAACUUCCGUCAGAUCAGGAGCUUCAUCUCCAAGUUGGUCCAAGUGUUCGAGAUUGGUCCAAGAAGAGUACAGUUCGGACUGGCACAGUACAGUGGAGAUCCAAGGACUGAGUGGACACUUAAUCAAUACAAGGACAAGAAGAGCUUAUUGGACGCUGUGUCCAAUUUACCUUACAAAGGUGGCAACACCCUAACAGGCAUGGCUCUCAACUUCAUAUUGCAAAACAACUUCAAGACUGAUGCAGGUGCUCGACCAAAUGCACGCAAGAUUGGCGUUCUCAUUACUGAUGGCAAAUCUCAAGACGACGUUAUCCGUCCUUCUGAUACUCUGCGCAACAUUGGAGUGGAACUUUACGCUGUUGGUAUUAAGAAUGCUGAUGAAGCUGAAUUGAAACAGGUUGCAUCAGAUCCAGACAAUAUCCACAUGUACAACGUGGCUGAUUUUGCAUUGCUGGUCGAUAUUGUUGAGGACCUCAGCAUAAACCUCUGCAACAGUGUGAAAGGACCAAGUAGCGUGGAUCCCCCCAGAAACCUGGUGACUUCUGAGGCAACCCAUGAUUCCUUCCGUGUAACAUGGGAUCACUCCGACUCAAGUGUGGAUAGAUACAGAGUGGAAUACUACCCAGUGAGUGGAGGCAAAACUGAAGAGGUUCUAGUUAGUGGAAGAACCAAGACUACGGUGUUAAUGAAUCUGCAACCUGACACGGAAUACGUGGUUAAAGUGUACGGAUUGUUGGAAGGUGAAGUCAGUGAACCACUUGAGGGAGCUGAGAUGACAUUGUCCAUCCCUUCUGUGAGGGAAAUUAAUGCCUAUGACAUUACUCCAACCACGAUGAAGGUCAGAUGGAAUCCCGUGGGCGGAGCCACUGGGUAUACUCUACUUUAUGCACCAAUUGACGCUGCCCCGUCUGCUGAAAAGAAAAAGAUUAAUAUUGUCCCUGGCGUCCAUGAGGUACAAUUGACUGACUUAUUUCCAAACACUGAAUAUACUUUGACAAUUCAUGCAAUGCAUGGUGACAUUCCCAGUGAUCCACUGAGUACACAAGAAGUUACCUUGCCUCUGGGUGAACCCAGGAAUAUUCGGUUUUCUGAUGUCAGCCACAGCACCAUAAGAACUCAUUGGGAUCCUGCACCAGGCAAUGUUCUUAAUUACUUAGUACGAUAUGGUGAAGUGGGAGAUGACGCCACAAAGGAGGUGGUGGUUCCUGGCAGCGAUACCUCUGUGCCACUCAAAGGUCUUGUUUCCCAAACGGAAUAUGACGUGUCGGUGUUUGCAAAUUACGGUGGAGGGAUCUCACCUCCCCUGAAUGGAAGAGAAAGCACUUUGGUUGUCCCAGCACCAGCAAACCUCCACUUCUCGGAUGUACAAGAAACACGUUUCCGGGUUCACUGGAAUCAUGGCGCACCAGACGUGGCCCUCUACAGAUUGUCCUGGGCUCCCUCAGGAGGAGGCAGCAAAGAUGAGACAAUUAUAAACGGCCACGAGACCAGCUAUUUAUUAGAAGGCCUGAAUCCUGACACUGUCUAUGAUGUAUCUCUUACGGCUAUUUAUCCAGAUGAAAUGGAAAGUGAAGAUCUCCUUGGUUCCCAGCGUACAUUGGUCAAAACAAUUCAGAUCGAUCCAGUUCCUGCCCCACGUAACCUCCAAGUGUACAAUGCCACACCACACAGCCUGACUGUAAAGUGGGAUCCUGCCGUUGGUCGGGUCCGAGGAUACAGGAUUAUCUAUGCACCCUUGACUGGGGACCCCAUUGAUGAAACGGUCACAGUAGGUGCAAAACAAAACAGUAUUGUGUUGCAGAAGUUGGAACCAGAUACCCCCUAUUCAAUCAGAGUCAUGUCUUUCUCCAAAACCGGAGAUGGCGGACAGAUAACCGGCAAUGGCAGAACAAAACCACUCGCUUCAGUUCGAAAUCUUAGGGUGUACAACCCAUCAACCAGUACACUGAGUGUGAGCUGGGAUCCCGCUGAAGGUGUCGUGCGACGCUACAAGGUCCAUUAUGUUCCAUCUGCUGGACCUGGAAAUGAAGAAGUGGUCACAGUCUCGGGAAACACACACAGUACGGUCCUGAAGAGCUUGCAUCCCGAUACACCUUAUGAUGUUACAGUGGUUCCUGUGUUUAGAGAAGGUGAUGGAGCUCCGAAGUCCAGCACUGGAAAAACAUUAAUUCGUGGAGCACCAGGGAAUGUUAAAGUCUUCAACCCAUCACCAAACACCCUGAAUGUCCAUUGGACCAGUGCUCCCGGUCCUGUGCAGCAGUACAGGGUGGUCUACGCACCUCUGACUGGGACCCAACCCUCGCAAUCUAUGGUGGUGCCAGGAAACACCAACAAUGUCCUUUUGGAUCGCCUGCAGCCAGACACACCAUAUUCUGUCAAUGUGGUGGCCUUGUAUGCGGAUGGGGAAGGUGGUCAGCUCGCCGAUAGAGGCAGGACAUUAACUCGUAGUGGGCCAAGAAACAUGAGGGUGUAUGAUGAAACCACCAACAGCUUGGCUGUGAGCUGGGACCAUGCAGAGGGACCAGUACAGCAGUACAGGAUAAUAUAUGCUCCAACUGUUGGAGACCCAAUUGAGGAAUUUACCUUUGUUCCUGCAAGAAGAAACAAUGUGAUUCUGCAACCACUCACGCAUGAUACCCCCUACAGAAUUAAUGUUGUGGCCAUGUAUGAGGAUGGAGAUGGAGGGCAGUUGACUGGAGAUGGGAGGACAGUGGGCUUGCUGGAACCUCGCAAUCUUCGAGUUUCUGAUGAGUGGUACACACGAUUCCAUGUAACUUGGGACCCUGCUCCAUCACCAGUCCUUGGAUACAAACUUGUUUACAAGCCCACAGGCACCAAUGAGAGAAUGGAAGUAUUUGUGGGAGACGUGACAUCAUACACACCGCAAAACCUGAAGCCCGGUACACCAUAUGAUGUCCAGGUCUAUGCUACCUAUGCAUCAGGAAACAGUGAAGCUUUGACAGGCCAAGGCACUACCUUGUACCUGAAUGUGACAGGAAUAAACACAUAUGACAUAGACUGGGACACCUUCUGCAUCCAGUGGAACCCUCACAGAGAAGCAACCUCCUAUAGAAUAAAGCUGAACCCAGUUGAUGCUUAUUCUGGGGGACACCAAGAAAUUACCAUCAAUGGUGCUGAAUCCAGUUACUGCUUCCCUGGUCUUAACCCUGAUACCCUAUAUGAUGCUGUUGUCUACACUCAGCUUCCAAACCUGGAAGGACCUGGAAUUACCGUGCGGGAACGUACAGUGGUUCGCCCAACAACAGCUCCAACAGAGCCACCUUCUCCUCCCCCUCCACCAACAAUCCCACCUGCCCGGGAAGUGUGUUCGGGUGCAAAGGCAGACCUGGUGUUCUUAGUAGAUGGCUCAUGGAGUAUUGGGGAUGAAAACUUCCAAAAGAUCUUGCAGUUCUGUUUCGAUAUCAUUGGGGCUCUGGAUGAGAUCAGCCCAGGUGGAAUGCAGGUUUCAGUUGUUCAGUUUAGUGAUGAUGCAAAAGCAGAAUUUAAAUUGGACACUUACCAUGAUAAAGGAAUGGUUCUUGCUGCUCUUCAGCUAAUCAGCUACAAAGGAGGAAACACUAAAACAGGUCGGGCUCUCAAAUAUAUGAAUGACCAUGUCUUGGUUCAUUCAAAUGGUAUGAGGAGGGGUGUACCCAAGGUGCUCGUUGUUGUGACUGAUGGUCGUUCACAGGAUGAGAUUAAGAAGCCCGCACUUGUGCUCCAAGAAACUGGUUACAGUGUGUUCGUUGUGGGAGUGGCUGACAUUGAUAUCAAUGAGUUGAAAAACAUUGGCAGCAAACCCAGUGAAAGGCAUCUCUUCCUUGUAAAUGAUUUUGACGCAUUCGAGAAGAUUCAGGAUGAGCUCAUCACUUUCCUUUGUGAAACAGCUACUUCAACUUGCCCAUUGAUUUAUCUUCAUGGAUUCACUACACCAGGUUACAGAAUGCUGGAAUCAUUUAAUAUGACGACAAAGGAAGCUGCAAAUCUUGCAGGAGUUUCUAUGGUGCCAGGAUCUUUCAAUAGCUUUACAGCUUACAACAUUCAUAAGGAUGCAAACCUCCAGCAACCUACUGUAGAUGUUCAUCCAAGUGGCAUGCCAUUAAGCUACACCAUUAUGAUGCUUUUCCGCAUUCUUCCAACCACAACCUCUGAGCCUUUUGCCAUUUGGCAGAUCACAGACAAAGAUUUCAAGCCAGAAGUUGGAGUGCUUCUAGAUGGUAACAGUCAAACACUAUCAUAUUUUAACAAGGAUGAGAGAGGCGAGUCCCAGACUAUCACAUUUAACAAUGAAGACGUGAAGAAACUCUUCUAUGGCAACUUUCAUAAGGUUCAUAUUUUGGUAAAUCAAAACAGUGUUAAACUGAUCGUGGACUGUCAAGAAAUUGAAGAGAAGAUGGCAAACCCACCUGGCAAUAUAACAACAAAUGGAUAUGAAAGCCUUGGAAAACUGGUUAAAUCUCGAGGGCCAAAGGGCAAGUCUGCUGCAUUCGAGAUCCAAAGUUUUGAUAUCAUCUGCAGUCUGGGCUGGGCCAUAAGAGACAAAUGCUGCGACAUCCCUUCCAUGAGAGAUGAAGCAAAAUGCCCUGCCCUUCCGCAUGCUUGCACAUGUUCUCAAGACAGCAAAGGGCCUCCAGGACCUCCCGGACCUGCUGGUCAAAUUGGUGGCAAAGGUCCCAGAGGAGACAGAGGACUACAUGGAUCACCUGGUUCUUCAGGAAAUCGUGGUGAGCCAGGCGCCCCAGGUCCACAAGGUCUGCCAGGCCCUCAGGGUCCUAAUGGACUCUCAAUUCCAGGAGAACCGGGACGUUCCGGAAUGAAAGGUGAUGCAGGUGAACACGGAAUAGCAGGACGACCAGGAUUAAUUGGACGACAAGGCCCAUCGGGUUCGCCAGGAUCAGACGGCUCAAGGGGCUUCCCAGGUAAAGAUGGACCAAUUGGUCCACGUGGACCCCAAGGACCAAUCGGUCCUCCGGGUAACCCAGGUUCGCCUGGUCCCCUUGGGAAUCAAGGGAAACAAGGUUCCACAGGAAUGCAGGGACCAAUGGGACCGAAGGGUGAGAAGGGUGACCGAGGAGACUUUGCCUCUCAGAACAUGAUGAGAGCAAUUUCAAGACAAGUCUGUGAGCAGAUGAUGAACAACCAAAUGAGAAGAGUGAACUCAAUGAUAAACCAGAUUCCUAAUGGUUACCACAGUAACCGUGCUGUCCCAGGCCCACCUGGCUCACCUGGCCAACCAGGUAAUCGUGGACAAGUAGGAGAAACAGGACCACCAGGUCCAUCAGGAUUCCCUGGAACACCUGGUGAUCGAGGAACACCAGGUGAAAGAGGACCUUCAGGAGAAAAGGGUGAACGGGGUAAUCCAGGUAUUGGGAAGCAAGGACCAUCAGGUUUACCUGGACCUCCUGGCCCACCAGGAGAAUCAAGAACUGGUCCGGCAGGUGGUUCAGGUCCAAGGGGACCCGUAGGGCCACCUGGUCGUCAAGGACAUUAUGGAAUUAGAGGUCCAGCUGGCCCUCCUGGUUACUGCGACUCCUCAAUGUGUGCAGGCAUCCCUUACAAUGGAUAUCCAAGUUCCGGAUAAAUUUUACUAGCUACCUAUGAUGCUUACAAAAAACCGAAAAGUCCUGUUUCUGAAAUAUUUGUUCCCGAUCUUAAUAAGAAAUGAGCCUUUUUGGAAAAUUCACCAGGAGUUGAUUUAACGAACUCUGUUGACCAUCAGUUCUUCAUAAGGAAAGAAAAUCACACCUACUAAACUAAGAGAGUUUGCAAUUUCUAUAUAUGAAACAGACGUCAGAGAUGCCUGUCCUAGUAAGAUUGUUUCAUCGUGAAGCAAAAAAAAUCUCACACACGAACAAAGCUUAAAAUUACAACUAACCCCACGGAGGUUGUAUUAUUUUGCAAACCACAACAAACAAAAUCAUAGAUUUUUAGCUUGGAAUGUUCAAAUUAUUUUGUCGUAUUGUUUCUGUAAAUAACUAAUUGUGGCAUUUCAAUGGUUCAAUCUAAAUCACAACCCACACCAGAUGUAAUAUCUAUUAAAUCAGCUUCUAUAUUCAGGCCUGCUAUUUGCUAUUUGCUUUAGAAAGUAACCAUUCUUGCAUUAAAGUAUCCCCCUAAAAACUGAUACAACAAUACUGAAAUAAAUCAAAAGAAUCAUAGAAGCAUAGAGAGGUGUGAAAUUUGUCUUUGGUAAUCUACAAUGAGCAAUCGUUAAUUGGAUAUAUGUUCUACAGGCCAGAUAACGUCUUACAAAGUUUGAAACGAAAAUUAGAUUGAAAGUUAAAUGGGCUAUUGAUUCACUAAUGCCAUUUUUUGCUACCAAAAACAAAACAUAUUUCAUCAAAAUCUUUCUCUAAGACACGAUAGGCACGAAGAAAUGCAGGUUAAGCGGGAGUGAGGUCAAAAUAACUUACUUCAGACUUCAUGAAGGCAGAGCAUAUAUAUAUUUUAAAUGUUUUGGUUUAACUAGAAAAAUGGUUGUACAACAAUAAGAAACAAACAAUAUGGCUUUGCUGUUGUAAUAUUAUCAGCUGCAUAGGUGGUGAUAAUCUAGGAAUGAUACCACAAUUUCUAAGUCUGAAUUUGUUUGUCCCUGUUCUUCUUGUAAGGAGCCACACACAGCCAAACAUGAGUAAGAGUAUCGGUAAUUCCUCUGAUUCAUACUCCAAACAAACUAAAUUCCCCCAUGAUUUGUGAAUUAGAGCCUCAAAUAUAUGAGCAAUGCAUCCACCACUGUUCUUACUUAUUUCCCCUUUUUCUUCCAUGACUACCUUGUAUUUCUGUCUGCUAUUUUCCCUUAGUUGUCCUAUUUAAAACUGCAAUUGCCUUCAUAUUAUUAAAUUGUAUUUAGUGGGUAUUUGUUAACAGCCUUGGGCAGUUCAAAAUCAGAACAUCCAGUGUGAGUAUUAAUCAUGCUCAGACCUACAUAGAAUUUUUAACAAAAUAUUUGUCCUUUAUUGGGCAUCCCUUUAUGUAUGUUGCACCACAUGAUUUAAGCUGCCCUACAAUUCCAAAUGUGAUGAUGGUUAUGUUUCAUGUUCAAUUACUGUUUUGGUUUAUUUUUUUAAAUUAUUUUAUUCAGGAAAAAGGUGUUUAAACAAAUCUUACUGACGAGUUAAAAAGAAGCAAUUCUAUUGUUCCCCAUUGCUUUGUUAGAAAAUAGUAUAACUGUGCAAAAGACUAAUUUUCAGGUGAAUGUAAAUCAAAAUAUGCAUAUAAAUGUAUACAUAUAUAGAUAUUAUAUAUAAAUGAAUAUGUUGUAAGAUUUUGUGUCCAACAUGUGUACAUGUCUACACAUGAGGACUGGUAGGCUGACAAUUAUAGUGUUUGAUAUAUGAGACCCAUAUUUCCAACCAGGACAUUACGAGCAACAACCCUACCGUCCAGAAACCCGUGUUGUUCCCAUAGAAAGGGAAGAGGAUGAAGAAAUCGACCAAAUUGAAUCUGAAAUUCAGUCGCCUGGAUUUAGUCAAGUGUAAUCAUGAGGAAUGUCCAUCAUUGUUCCAAUAAAUGGGGGAGGGCAUGAAGAUGCAUUGAAUCCAGUUGAAUUUCAGUCUGUGCCUUAUUGCCACAUUCAUUUCUGCAGAAGCUUCUAUAUUUUGGAUUAUUUAGUUUUGAAUGACCAGCUAGAAAAUAUUCAUGAUCUGAAUUGUAACUUUUCGGUUUUGGAUUUAUAUCUUGCAUAAAUUCAUUUGACAAUAAGUGAACAAUUCUCCCAAAUUGACUUGAGUGAAAGUAGAUACAUUUUUGUUACUGCAACAUUGUUACAUGCAAAAUCUGGAAGAGUUCCUAAUAUCCACACAAUUUCCCCUGCACAAUGUGCAUUAAAGCUUUCUGUAGAAACGAUUUGGUUAAAAACAAUGGCAAGCUUUCUUUCAAUGUUGUAACCACAGCAAUCAGGUUAGCCUUUUCUUUCCUCAUUGUCAACAUUUGAAAAAUGGCAUUUCUGUACAGCAAAUAUCCUCUUUGUACUCACGCCUGUUACUUUCUUCCUAUUUGUGUUUAUGCUUCUACUUUGUAACAUGCCUUUGCUGUUAUUCAGAUGCAUUGAUUGGUUUUAACUGCAUCCCCAUUAAUUUUAAUUACAUCACAGAAUUACAUGACAAAACACUAAAAAAAGGUUUACAAUAUUUUUGAAAUAUCUUUGUUCACAUCAGUCUACACCACAGUCUCUCUAUCCAAUUUCAAAUGUCCCCAUUAUGCCUGCAUUCACAAUGGUUACUCUGAGUCUUUACCCAAUGUUAGCACUCCAGAUUAUGUUCAAACAAUAGCGACAAUUAAUCAAAGACCUGCUUGUCAAUACAUUCCAAUUAUUAUAUAGUCUGCCUGUAUUUUAAGUUAUAAGCUUAUAGGAAUAUUUUACUUUAUCUUACAAGUGUAUCAGCUGGUUACAUCAAAAGAUUAAGUGCAACACACUCUUAAAAAGAAUACUGCUUAGAUUCAAUGUACCUACCAGACACAGUACUUAACACUGCUUAGAACUAUUUUUUACAUUAAGACUUUAAUACUUUAAAUGUAAAUGUGCUAGUUCUCAGCAGAAUUGUUACAUAAAAUGAUGGAAAAGCAUGUCUGUGAUGUAUAUUUAGUAUGGAACUUUUACCAGAAUAUAGUGUUUUCGGAAACAUGAAUGCAGUUGGAAUCUUUGCAAGCCUAUGGAUAUAGAAUUGCUGCUUCAUAUUUGUAACUGCCCAUUGUGAAUUUCACAGCCUAAAUUUCCUAUUUAUUUCUGAAACAAAAGAGGCAUUUUUCAAUAAAACUACUGAAAUUAAA
This is a messenger RNA of Leucoraja erinaceus (little skate), 12379 nucleotides long. Its product is annotated as collagen alpha-1(XII) chain-like. Gene Ontology annotation, molecular function: protein binding. Lineage: Eukaryota; Metazoa; Chordata; Chondrichthyes; Rajiformes; Rajidae. The record is from RefSeq and is a predicted model, not a curated record. The transcript is spliced from 65 exons. The coding region runs from base 249 to 9191 and encodes 2980 amino acids.